This is a messenger RNA of Mustela erminea (ermine), 2058 nucleotides long. It is a transcript of the gene AFM, whose product is annotated as afamin. NCBI's taxonomy places the organism in Eukaryota, Metazoa, Chordata, Mammalia, Carnivora, Mustelidae. The transcript is spliced from 15 exons. Gene Ontology annotation, cellular component: cytoplasm; blood microparticle. Gene Ontology annotation, molecular function: vitamin E binding; zinc ion binding; fatty acid binding. The record is from RefSeq and is a predicted model, not a curated record. Gene Ontology annotation, biological process: protein transport within extracellular region; vitamin transport. Bases 66 to 1880 code for a protein of 604 amino acids.
UAUAAAAACUUGAUCUUCCUCAGUUACAUUACUUUCUUUUGUGAAUGUGAUUUCUAAAAAAAAAAAUGAAACAGUUAAAACUUACAGGUUUUGUUAUUUUCCUGUUCUUUGUGCCUGAAUCCCUAACCCUAUCCACACAGCCUCAAGAUGUAGAUGAUGUCAGUAUCACCCAGAAAUUUAUAGAGGAGAAUGUUGGAUAUAUCACUAUCAUCGUAUUCGCUCAACAUAUUCAGGAGGCCUCCUUUGAAGAAGUAGAAGUGUUGGUAAACGCCAUGAAGGAAUAUCGAGAUAAAUGCUUGGGUGACAGGACUCUCUUAAUGUGUUCCAAAUCAGCUAAUGAUGUUUUAUUGGAAAAUAUAUGUGCUCUGGAGGGACUGCCACAAAAACAUAAUUUUUCACACUGCUGCAGUAAGGUUGACUUGGAAAGAAAACUUUGUUUCUUCCAUAAUAAGAAAGCUGAUGUAGGAUUUCUGCCUCCUCUCCCUACCCUGGAUCCUGAAGAGAAAUGCCAGACUUAUAAAAAUAACAGAGAAUCUUUUCUAAACAAUUACGUCUAUGAAGUUUCCAGAAGGAGCCCCUUUGUUUUUGCUCCUACGCUUCUCACUGUUGCUGCUCGUUUUGAGGAGAUGACUAAAACUUGUUGUGAAGAACAAGACAAAGCUAAUUGCUUUCGGACAAAUGCAGAACCUGUCAUACAAUAUUUAAAAGCAUCAUCUUCUUUUCAAAAAAAUGUUUGUGGGGCAUUUAUGAAGUUUGGACCACAAGUUUUAGGAUUGAUAAAUGUUGCUAUACUUAGUCAAAAGUUCCCCAAGAUUGAAUUUAAGGAACUUAUCUCCCUCCUAGAAGAUGUUUCUUCCAACUACGAUGGAUGCUGUGAAGGGGAUGCCGUACAGUGUAUCCGUGACAGGAGCAAGGUUAUGAGCCAUAUUUGCUCCAAACAAGAUUCCAUCUCCAGCAAAAUCAAAGAGUGCUGCGAAAAGAAAAUACCAGAACGUGGCGAGUGCAUCAUUGCCUCGAAUAAAGACAAUAGACCAGAGGACUUAGCUCUAAGAGAAGCGAAAUUUACUGAAAGCGAAAAUGUGUGUGAAGAGCGAGAUGCUAAUCAAACGAUCUUCAUGGCUGAGUUUCUUUAUGAAUACUCAAGGAGACAUCUGGAACUGUCUGUACCGGAGCUUUUAAGAAUUGCUGGGGUGUAUGAGAAUCUUCUGAAGGAGUGUUGCCGCACAGAAAACCCUCCCGACUGUUACCGCCAUGCAGAAUACAAAUUCAAUGAAACAACUGAGAAAAGCCUCAAGAUAGUACAGCGAGAAUGUGAGCAUUUCCAGAAUUUGGGGAAAGAUGACUUGAAAUACUACUACCUUAUCAAACUCACAAAGAUAGCUCCCCAGCUCUCCACUGAAGAACUGACCUUUCUUGGCAAGGAAAUGGUGACAGCUCUGGCCACCUGCUGCACACUGAGUGAAGAGUUUGCCUGUGUUGACAAUUUGAUGGAUUUAGUUCUUGGAGAGUUAUGCAGACUAAAUGAAAAUCGGAACAUCAACCCAGAUGUGGACCACUGUUGCAAAACCAACUUUGCCUUCAGAAGACCCUGCUUUGAGGGCUUGGAAGCUGAUAAAACGUAUAGACCUCCAUCUACGCCUCAGGAUUUAUUUGUCUUUCAUACAGACUUAUGUCAGUCUCAUAAUGAGGAGCUCCAAAGGAAGAAGGACAGGUUUCUUGUUAAUGUAGUGAAGCGAGGGCCUGAACUUACAGAAGCAGUGCUGCGGCCGCUGCUCUCAGACUUCACGGACGUGGUGGCGAAAUGUUGCAAAGCUGAGGACCCUGAAACCUGCUUUCGUGAAGAGGGGCCCAAGGUGGCGGCCAAAAGCCAGGCUGCUUGAGAAACACAAAACAAAACCCAACAAAGGUUGUGGGGAAAAGAGGAACACUGACUUCCCUGCUUCCUAUCUUUCCUGCGGUGGGUCUCGUUUUCUGAGAAGAAUGCGGUGAAAAGAUCCUUCUGUAACCUUUACUGAAAUCAUUUUAUUGUAGCGAGCAAUAAACAACAUCAUAAAGUUA